CAGGGCCACCUCCAGGGCCACCAGGGCCAAGAGCCACCCCAGGGGACAGGGGUGGGGAGGUUUAUAUUUAGCAGCACCCCGAGGACCGAUCGGGUUUCGGCUGGGCGCGCCGGCGUCCCCGUGGUGUCUCCGGGGGCCGGUGACAUGGAGGGAGCGGGGUUACCCCAUGAGGGGGGCCAGUUGUCCCAGUCCCCCAUCCUGGGGCUGUGGCGCCAGGCUCCCCCCGCCAAGAAGACGAAGAAAGCUGUCCUCUUCUUCGAGGUGGAGAUCCUGGACGCCCGGACGCGGGAGAAGCUCUGCUUCCUCGAUAAGGUGGAGCCUAACGCCACCAUCGCCGAGAUCAAGAGCCUGUUCACCAAGGCCCAUCCCCAGUGGUACCCGGCCAGACAGUCCCUGCGCCUGGACCCCAAGGGCAGGUCCCUGAAGGACGAGGACGUGCUGCAGAGCCUGCCCGUGGGCACCACCGCCACCUUCUACUUCCGCGACCUGGGGGCCCAGAUCAGCUGGGUGACGGUCUUCCUGACGGAGUACGCGGGGCCGCUCCUCAUCUACCUGCUCUUCUACUUCCGUGUCCCCUUCCUCUACGGCCCCCGCUACGACUUCACCGCCAGCCGCCACCCCGUCGUCCACCUGGCGUGCGGCUGUCACUCCUUCCACUACAUCAAGCGCCUGCUGGAGACGCUCUUCGUCCACCGCUUCUCCCACGGCACCAUGCCCCUGCGCAACAUCUUCAAGGUGACACCCGUGUCACCCCCCCCCCCGCCCCUGCUGUCCCCUCCCUGUGUCACCCCACGGGUGCUGGUGGUGCCACUUGGGGACAUUAAACUGUCACCCGUGGGUGCUGGCGGUGCCCACUCGGGACCUUAUCCUGGCACCCAUGGGUGCUGGCGGUGCCACUCGGGACCUGGAAGUGUCACCCCGUGGGUGCUGGUGGUGCCACUCGGGACCUCAAACUGUCACCCGUGGGUGCUGGUGGUGCCACCCAUGACCUGGCAGUGUCACCCGUGGGUGCUGGUGGUGCCACCCCGGGACCUUAUACUGUCACCCGUGGGUGCUGGCACUGUCACCCAUGACCUGGAAGUGUCACCCGUGGGUGCUGGCGGUGCCACUCGGGACCUCAAACUGUCACCCGUGGGUGCUGGCACUGUCACCCAGGCCAGCACUGACACCCGUGGGUGCUGGUGGUGCCACCCAUGA
Molecule: messenger RNA, 1197 nt
Organism: Harpia harpyja (harpy eagle)
Lineage: Eukaryota; Metazoa; Chordata; Aves; Accipitriformes; Accipitridae
Exons: 7
Coding region: 145-1197 (350 amino acids)
Biological process (GO): very long-chain fatty acid biosynthetic process
Molecular function (GO): oxidoreductase activity
Source: RefSeq, a predicted model, not a curated record